Fraxinus pennsylvanica is the source of this 330-nucleotide messenger RNA. NCBI's taxonomy places the organism in Eukaryota, Viridiplantae, Streptophyta, Magnoliopsida, Lamiales, Oleaceae. The record is from the annotation of a GenBank genome assembly.
AUGGCAAAUAUCAAUACUUCUUUGUUUCUUGUUACUUUUCUUAUGGGCAUUGUUCUUUGCUCUUGUACUCGAGACCUCAACUUGGAUGACAAAAAACGAGGGAAAAUGUGGUGUGUGGCAAAAGUAUCUGCAACGGAUGCCCAAAUGCAAGCAUUCUUGGAUGCUAAUUGCGGAAGUUUGGAUUGUAGACAAAUCAAUCCAGGUGAAACAAUGGAGUGUGCAAUGCCCAUAUCGGUACUCCAGCAGCCACCAAUCCUUCUUAUGGGAGAUGCAAAUAUCCAUGAGUGCAAUGGAAUGUCAAGCACAAGACAAGGACUAGGAUUCUCAUAA